CCAGGCGUCGUCCCUCCCUGCCCGACGUACUCGCCUGGUCCCGGCGUCCCUGGUCGCCAUGCCGCAGCUCCUGGCGUAGCCCCAGCGCGCAUGCCCCCAGGCCAUCCUGGCGUCAUGCCUGGUCGUGCCGCAGCCCCUGGUGUCAUGCCUCCUGGCGUCAUCCCUGGCCGUGCCAUGGACCCAGGCGUCGUCCCUCCCUGCCCGACGUACUCGCCUGGUCCCGGCGUCCCUGGUCGCCAUGCCGCAGCUCCUGGCGUAGCCCCAGCGCGCAUGCCCCCAGGCCAUCCUGGC
Guillardia theta CCMP2712 is the source of this 291-nucleotide messenger RNA. RefSeq lists its product as hypothetical. The record is from RefSeq and is a predicted model, not a curated record. Lineage: Eukaryota; Cryptophyceae; Pyrenomonadales; Geminigeraceae. The transcript has a single exon. The annotation marks the transcript as partial.